Phymastichus coffea is the source of this 1173-nucleotide messenger RNA. RefSeq lists its product as uncharacterized. The transcript has 2 exons. Lineage: Eukaryota; Metazoa; Arthropoda; Insecta; Hymenoptera; Eulophidae. Bases 57 to 938 code for a protein of 293 amino acids. The record is from RefSeq and is a predicted model, not a curated record.
UCUACGAAUGUAAUGCAUUGGUCGCUAGUGAUUGUAAUAAUAAUAAUAAUAGUUUUAUGCCCGUUUACGUAAAACUGAUUUCAAAAUCAUCGUUAUCUUCCUGUUUGCGCGACAACUGGGAAAAUGAGGAACCUGAAACGAACACUAUGUACGUAUACAUGCCUUCACUGACCUCGUCUGGAUCUGGCUCUGCUGGUUCUGGUUCUUCGGGAUCCGGCUGCGGACCAGCUCCGGCUACAGCAGUUUCAGCUGGCUACGGACCGAGUCCGUCUGUACCAGCAUCAGCUCCGAUUAUCUAUAAACUAGUCCAGGCUCCAGCUGUUCAUAGACCUGUCUCAGCUCCGGUUACUUGCGGACAAGCUCAGGCUUCGGUUGCCAACGAAUCAGCUCCGACUCCGACUUCGGUUACUUACGGACAAGGUCAGGCUCCGGCUUCGAUUACCUACGUACUUACCCCAGCUUCGGCUGUCAACGGACAAGGUCAGGCUCCAGAUGCCUGUGAUCCUCCACCUCCUUCUCCAUCAGUGUACACACCCCCUACACCAGCACCAGUUUAUACUCCACAGCCGCCACCACCAACAUGCGUAAUCCAACCUCCAUCACCAUCUCCUUCUCCUCCAUCACCUCCGGCCAAUGCUCCAUCACCACCACCAGCAUACAUUCCACCACCACCACCAGCAUACAUUCCACAACCACCGCCAGCUUACGCUCCAUCACCACCGCCAGCUUACGCUAUACCAUCUCCACUGUCGGUAUACAUCGCACCGCCCACACCUCCAGUUUACACUCCAUCACCAUCGCCGGCGCCAUCACCAGUAUAUACCUAUUCAGCACCAGCAUCAUCAGUUUACACACCUCCAUCCCCACCACCAACUUGCUCUAAGACCGUACAACGACCAUUUAUGUUCAUCACUCCAUUUGCAUCAUCAAAAAAGUAACCUGCCCCGAAACAUUCGAAAAUUAUUGUGCCAGCGACUUGUCAAAUCCACGCAGUCGGCAAGUCGGAAUGCGGAUGUAACAAGUAUUAAGCGCUUUGAAAGAAAACUUGAAUCUUCGUUACAUCCAAUGUUCAUUGUAAAAUAGCAACAUUUGACAUGAAUAAAUCAAAGAGCAUCAUAAAUACCAAAAACCAAAAGGCGAGUGAUACAGAAUUGCAAGAUAAUAUUAUGUUAA